GUUUGUCCGCAGCGGCGACUACAUGAGUUCCACGGAUGGAUUGGUGGCGGAGCUUCUUGAACGGGGCAUUGCAGUUCUGGCCUACUCUGGGGACACAGACCUUGUGGUAGAUUGGCUGGGCACUCGGGACUGGAUGGAGAGGCUUGAAUGGCGAGGGCAAGCCAAGUGGGCUUCAGUCCCUCUGAAGCCCUUCAAGGUGCACAAUCGAACGGUGGGUCGGCAGAAGUCGUAUGACGGCUUCACGUUCCUUCAGAUCUUCGAGUCCGGCCACCUUGUGCCCAAGGACCAGCCAGAGGUGGCCUUGCGGAUGCUCCGGAAGUUCGUCUCCUUAGAUUCAGAUUGGGUGGCUGCACCGCCCACAGUCUUCAAGGGAGGCCCCAAAGGCAUGGGCCUUUCGGCUAUGGCCCCAGAAAAAGUCCAAGACAGCUCCAAAGUUAUGGGCCUUCUGGCUGAAGCUGCAGACAAGGCCCAAGACAACAAAAUUGUCUUGGGCACUGUAAGUUUGCUGGGUGCCGCAUGUGCCGCGUUCUUGGCUUGCAUGCUCCGCUUUGGGUCGCACCGGCAAGAGCCUGAUGCGCAGUAUUCGCUGAUGACAUAG
This is a messenger RNA of Symbiodinium pilosum, 598 nucleotides long. NCBI's taxonomy places the organism in Eukaryota, Dinophyceae, Suessiales, Symbiodiniaceae. The record is from the annotation of a GenBank genome assembly.